Molecule: messenger RNA, 1272 nt
Organism: Aplysia californica (California sea hare)
Lineage: Eukaryota; Metazoa; Mollusca; Gastropoda; Aplysiida; Aplysiidae
Exons: 2
Coding region: 404-1150 (248 amino acids)
Biological process (GO): regulation of transcription by RNA polymerase II
Cellular component (GO): transcription regulator complex; nucleus
Molecular function (GO): DNA binding
Source: RefSeq, a predicted model, not a curated record
UUGAAACCGAGGCUAUGAAGUAGGCCAUGACAUGUAGGCCGCCACGCCAUCCAAUCGAUCGAGACAGGACAUUCUUGUCUCGCUGAGUCCCGAGUCCCGAGCAGUUGUGAAAUUUGCUACAAGAAAUAAAGUCGGUGACACAGGACUGUCCUAUUCCCUGGAAAGUGCUGUCUGUGAUGAUAUUUAUGGAGAAAUAUAGCCACCUACCGCAUUAGAUAGAACAAAACUGCCCCAAGGUUGGUGGUGCCUGCUGCUACUGCUAUCAAGGUCGUGAGGCCUGCACUGUUGUGUUGACCUCAUUUUCCUCAUCUCGCGAUUCUUAACUACCGUAGUGUAUUUUUCUCUCUCCUGUAGUCCCUUGGUUGUUUCUUAACUGUAACUAGAUCUAGAUCUAUACUGCCUAAUGUCGAAUGUUGGAGCUCUCAUCGAAGUGGAUGUUGAUCCAAAUUGGAUAGAAAACAUUAUUUGUGCAGUGGAAAGUAAACCAUGUUUGUACAACAAGGCUGAUGUAGACUAUAAUAAUCGAGACGUAAAAGCCAACGCAUGGACAGAAAUAUGUGAAACAAUCGUCCCAGGAUGGAAAGGCAUGUCUGAUCUACACAGAAAACUAAAAGGCAAAGAGGUUCAGCAACGGUGGACCAAUCUGAGACACUGUUUUCAGAGGGAAUUACGGGAACAGAAGAAAACCUUGCCCGGACCAGCCGCAAAGAGGAGAAGGAAAUACAUCUACUACGACCGGCUUCUCUUUCUGUUGCCUACACUAGAACAGAGAGAAACAACAGUGAGCAAUGGUCAGCCCGACGAAGACAAAGACGAAAUCGCUGAACCGACGGAGACGACCGAGUUACCAGGGGACGUGGCCAAAGAGCCGCUCGCACCCAUCACAUCCGCUGCAUGUGAUUGCAACACGGCUCCGAAAACUUCAAAGAAGAGGAAACGUUACUCCUCUGACUCUGGCACUUCAUGUGAACAAAAACUGUUGGACAUUUUAAGGGAAAGAGUCCACAAGACUGAAGAAAUUGAUGAGGAUAAAUUAUUUCUUCUUAGCUUUCUGCCUGCCAUGAGACGAAUGUCAUCAGAGACAAAGUUUGAAGCUAAAAUGGAGAUCUUGAGAAUCAUGCACAUGUUCGAGCUCGGUGAUCAUUCAUGACAGCCAAGUCCUGCCAGAGACACAAUUAAUUCAAUAACAUGCAACUCCACAACAAGUUGGGGUUUCCAAAGUAACUACUCACACUCACAUGAAUGAAAGCUACUCAACAGCUCCUCAAAAAA